Messenger RNA from Penicillium cinerascens, 750 nucleotides. RefSeq names its product ubiquitin carboxyl-terminal hydrolase. Gene Ontology annotation, cellular component: cytoplasm. Gene Ontology annotation, molecular function: cysteine-type deubiquitinase activity. The transcript is spliced from 2 exons. Lineage: Eukaryota; Fungi; Ascomycota; Eurotiomycetes; Eurotiales; Aspergillaceae. The record is from RefSeq and is a predicted model, not a curated record. Bases 1 to 750 code for a protein of 249 amino acids. Gene Ontology annotation, biological process: protein deubiquitination; ubiquitin-dependent protein catabolic process.
AUGACCGACUCACCGGACGUCCCUAACACCCAAAAGGCCUUCGUGCCCCUCGAAAACAACCCCGAAGUGAUGUCCCACCUGGUCCACCAACUCGGCCUCCCCAAAAGCCUAGGUUUCACAGACGUAUUCUCAAUCGACGAACCCGACCUCCUAGCCUUCGUCCCCCGCCCUUCGCACGCCCUCCUCCUCGUCUUCCCAGUCAGUAGUACCUACGAAACAUCCCGCACGGCCGAAGACAGUAGCCUCCCGGAAUACACAGGAAAAGGGCCGUCGGAACCAGUAACCUGGUUCAAGCAAACGAUCCGCAAUGCCUGCGGUCUCAUUGGCCUCCUGCACGCCGUCUCAAACGGCGAACCCCGUCGACACAUCACCCCAGGCUCAGACCUUGAUAACUUACUCCGCGAAGCUGAGAACCUAGCACCCGUCGCGCGAGCAGAUCUUCUUUAUGAAAGUAAGGCGCUUGAAAGCGCGCACGCGGGCGCAGCGAAGUUGGGGGAUACGGCUGCACCGGAGGCGGAGGCUAGCGUUGAUUUGCAUUUUGUGGCAUUUGUGAAGGGUGCUGAUGGGAUGCUUUGGGAGCUUGAUGGACGGAGGAAGGGGCCGUUGGCGAGGGGACAGCUUGGCGACGAGGAUGCGUUGAGUGAGAAAGCACUUGGGUUGGGGGUGAGGCGGUUUUUGAGCACGGAGGCGGCUGGCGGGAAUCCGGAUCUGAGGUUUAGUCUUGUUAGUUUGGGACCUCUUUUUGAUUAG